AUGAAGGCGCUCGUGAAGCCUCGUCAGAGGCGGGGCAUCCUGUGCCUUGGGCUGCUCGCCGCUCUCGUGGCUGUAGCUUACGGGGAGCGCGACCUUAAGGAGCUGUACAUGAUUUCUCUUCCUUCAGAGGCGAACCAUGGGGUUGUGAUGGCGGACUCUGGGAGGCUUUCGCAUGACGGCCCGAGCGACAUUGCCGCUCGCUUUCGUGCGUCGCCCGCUGGCGACGAGGUUGCCACCGAGGCCGCUGCCGCCAUGAUGCGCGCGGGCGAAGCUGCUGCUGCGGCCGACGGCGUCGCGCUGAUGCAGAAGCUGCUCGCCCCCUUCCCAGAGAACAUGGUGCACGCCGCUCGCGGCCCGGCCUCUGCUGCCCAGAUGGGCAGCUGGGCGGCGUUUGCGCUGGACUCGCUUAUGCACGAGGCGGACUCAAUGAUGGAGGCGCUGGAGGCGCAGCAGCAGCGCUUCCACAGCGCGCUGCUGCAGCAGCAAGCGCACGCCCAGGCGCUCGCCGCCUUCGGCCCCGGCCCCGGCCACGCGCGGCCGCCGCCGCCGCGCCGCCCGUGCCCGCACCGCGCCGCGAUGCUGGCUGCCGCCGAGGCGCGGCGGCGCGAGGCUUCCGAGAACGCAGCGGCGCUUGAUGAAUUGCUGCAGCGCCCCGAUGGCCCCAACAUGGUGGCCGUGAUCGGUGGCCAUGCCGUGCAGCUUGUGGACCUGUCGGCCGCGGCGGCGAGCUUUGAGGAUGUGGAUGAGAUGGACUACCUGCAGGAGGGGGCGGAGGUGGAGGGCGGCGCCGCGCUGCGCGACCUUGAGGGCCAGGAGCCUGAGGGAAGCGGCCGGCUGCUGGUCUUGGUGCUCAGCGCAGCCUGUGCUGCCACGUUCGUGGCGUUCGUCCGCUCACUUGUGCAGCUGCGCGCCACGCUGUCCGCCCGCGGCGGCGACGGCGGCGGCAGCGACGAGGCGUACGCGAAGCUUGCGGGCGACGGCGACGCAUGCGGCGGCGGCUCGCUCAAGGCAUACCGCGGCGGCACGUCGCGCCGUGCGUCGCGCCGCAGCACUGCGUCUGGCGACGAGCUGGAGCACCCGCUGCUGGUCGACCAAGCUGAUGUGGGCAGCGCGCGCGUGCUCGUCGUCGUGAACGAGACUGCUGAGCAGCCUGCGGCGGCGACGGCCGCGCAGGCGUAUGCGAAUGAGUGCUACCAGCCGCUGCCCGGCAAGGAGCAGUGA
Monoraphidium neglectum is the source of this 1221-nucleotide messenger RNA. RefSeq lists its product as hypothetical. The transcript has 3 exons. Lineage: Eukaryota; Viridiplantae; Chlorophyta; Chlorophyceae; Sphaeropleales; Selenastraceae. Bases 1 to 1221 code for a protein of 406 amino acids. The record is from RefSeq and is a predicted model, not a curated record.